Molecule: messenger RNA, 666 nt
Organism: Solanum lycopersicum (tomato)
Lineage: Eukaryota; Viridiplantae; Streptophyta; Magnoliopsida; Solanales; Solanaceae
Product: small ubiquitin-related modifier 1
Biological process (GO): protein sumoylation
Cellular component (GO): nucleus
Molecular function (GO): ubiquitin-like protein ligase binding; protein tag activity
Source: RefSeq, a predicted model, not a curated record
UAGUGAAAAACCUUAAAAUUGAUAAUCCAAUAAUCUUCUCUUUUAUCUUCUUUUGGUUUAGGCGAAAAAACACAGAAAAAUGUCUCAAGCAGCGGAGGAAGACAAGAAGCCCGGCGGCGAUCAAGUUCACAUCAAUCUCAAAGUCAAAAGUCAGGACGGGAAUGAAGUCUUCUUUAGGAUCAAAAGAAGCACCCAGCUAAAGAAACUCAUGAAUGCGUAUUGUGACCGGCAGUCUGUGGAUUUUAAUUCAAUUGCAUUCUUGUUUGAUGGUCGCCGUCUUCGAGGAGAGCAGACUCCAGAUGAGCUGGAGAUGGAGGAUGGCGAUGAAAUUGAUGCAAUGUUGCAUCAAACUGGAGGCUCAACUAUUUGAGGCGUCCCAUCUCUUUUGUUUCUAGGUUGUAGACUUUAAUGAAUGUAGCUUGUGCUACUCUAAGUACUGUAGAAGCAUAUAUGUGGUUUCGUCUUAUGUUUAACCGUAGCUACGUAUUGCUUACUGUUGCAAGAAGAUUUCCAGUUGCUUCUUGUCGUCAAGUUUAAGUGUUGCCUGUCUCCUCAAUAACUGAGAUACUGUGAAUCUCAUGUAUUUUGUUGUAACUAGACACCAUGAGAAACAAGAAUCUUGUUCGAUAUGUGAACAACAUAUUAUUCCAUUUCCAGUUAAAUCGU